This is a messenger RNA of Sebastes umbrosus (honeycomb rockfish), 2303 nucleotides long. Its product is annotated as G protein-coupled receptor kinase 5-like. NCBI's taxonomy places the organism in Eukaryota, Metazoa, Chordata, Actinopteri, Perciformes, Sebastidae. Gene Ontology annotation, biological process: regulation of signal transduction; protein phosphorylation; signal transduction. The transcript is spliced from 16 exons. Gene Ontology annotation, molecular function: ATP binding; G protein-coupled receptor kinase activity. Bases 230 to 1984 code for a protein of 584 amino acids. The record is from RefSeq and is a predicted model, not a curated record. Gene Ontology annotation, cellular component: cytoplasm.
GUUGGAGGACGCUGUCGUACAAAAAGACCUGCAUCCUCCAUUCAUCAGUGAGUCACCGGGACUGCAGGUACACACCUCCUCAUUACUUCAACUCAACCAGCUGGACUGCUGCUGUUUAUGCAUCGUGGCUGGAUUGACUUCAUCACAGUCAGUGCAUGAACACUGGAUUGUCCCGUAGCUUUGGGACUAAAAGACAGGGACACCUUUUAGAAGAGACACACACUCCUACAUGGAGAUUGAAAGCAUGGUGGCAAACAGUGCUCUCAUUAAAGCCAGAGAAGGUGGAGGGAGUAAAGGCCGGAGCUACAAGUGGAGAGACAAGCUUCGCUUUUCUCACAUUAGUCAGUGCAUGGACCUGGCCAUGACCAUAGAGCGAGAGUACUACAGUCUGUGUGUGAAGCAACCGAUCGGCAAGAAACUGUUUCAGCUCUUCUGUCGGAGUCGACCGGAUCUGCAGAACUACAUCUCCCUGCAGGACGCUCUGGACGCCUUCGAGACGAAGUCCGAUGAGGAGAGGAAAGACUUUGGCAUCAGCAUCAUUCAGAGAUUCCUCAGGAGUCAGUCCAUUCAGUGUGUGUCCAUCGUGCUGAAGCAUGAACAGAGCUGCAUCCAGAGCCUGGAGCUCGACCCCUGCAUGGACGUCUUCUGUGACUGCAGGGAAGAUCUACAUCACUACCUGCGUGGAGAGCCCUUCAUCCUGUACCAGAAGAGCAUGUUCUAUGACCGUUUCCUGCAGUGGAAGACACUGGAGAGGCAGCCCAUCACCAAGCAGAAGUUUAGACAGUACAGACUUCUGGGGAAAGGAGGGUUUGGAGAGGUGUGGGCUUGUCAGAAUCGAGCCUCAGGAAUGUUGUACGCCUGCAAGAAGCUGGAGAAGACUCACGUGAAGAAGAGGAAAGGAGAAGAGAUGGCUCUCAACGAGAAAGAGAUCCUGGAAGGGCUGGACAGCAGAUUUGUGGUGAAUCUGGCGUACGCUUACGAGACCAAGCACGCCCUCUGUAUGGUUCUGACCAUGAUGAGCGGCGGCGACUUGAAGUUUCAUAUUCAUAACAUCGGCACGCCCGGCCUGGACAGAGACCGAGUACGAUUCUACGCUGCGGAAGUCUGCUGUGGUUUAAUUCACCUCCAUCAGAACUCCAUAUUAUACAGGGAUAUGAAACCAGAAAACAUUUUGCUGGAUGACAACGGACAUAUCCGCAUCUCUGACCUGGGCCUGGCUGUGAGGCUGUCUGAGGGGAGUCUGGUGCGAGGCAAGGUGGGCACUCUGGGAUACAUGGCUCCGGAGGUGGUCGGCCACAAGCACUACGGGAUGAGCGUGGACUGGUGGGGCCUCGGCUGCCUGAUCUACGAGAUGACGACGGGGCAGCCUCCGCUCCGGAACCGAGGGGAGCACCCUACGCCCUCCGAGAUGGAGAGAAGGAUCCAGAAUGGAGACAUAGAAUACGGUGACAAGUUCAGCAAGGGGUCGAAGGACCUCUGCUCCUCGCUGCUGAUCAAGGACCCUAAACAGAGGCUGGGCUGCCGGAGCUCGGGGGGGAGAGAAGUUAAGUCGCAUCCUUUCUUCAGAAAAAUCAACCUCCGGAUGCUGGAGGCCGGACUCGUCGAGCCGCCGUUCAAACCUGAUCCCAGACUGGUGUACUGCAGCGACGUCCAGGACAUCGAGGAGUUCUCUACGGUGAAGGGAGUCACGCUGGACCAGAAGGACAGCGACUUCUACUCCAAGUUCAACACCGGCAGCGUCUCUAUAACCUGGCAAAAUGAGGUGAUAGAGACGGGAUGCUUCAGGGAGCUGAAUCUGUUUGGUCCUGAUGGGAGUCGAUCUCCAGACCUGGACUGGUCCCAGACCCCCGGGAACCCCAAACGGAGCCUGCUGGACCGGAUCUUCCGCAGAAACCACCCUGCAGACACGUCAGACGAAGGCAGACAGAACUUGAUUCCCCCUGAAACCUACAUGAAGUCCGGACUGCUCAGUACGCCGCUCUGAGGACGCUCACAGCUCAGAGACAGACUGCUCUAAAGACACUAAAACAUCCACUGGAGCAGCAAAAAGACGUUCAACGUUCUUCCCUGUAAAUCACCGCAUAGCACACGUUUCUUUGUGUUUGUAUUGUUUUCAUUUCACUCACAGCUAUACUUUAUUAGCACUCGCUUUAGGCAAAGAACGCAUGUUGAUAAGAAGUGAAAGUCAAUUGUUUGUUCCAUUGCAACAUCAGCGCCCAGCAGCAGAGCUACGCUUCCGCCAUUUUGGACUGAAAGCGACUACCGGACGCCAGUAAAACAUCCGCCUACAAAGAGCCGUACAA